Molecule: messenger RNA, 3915 nt
Organism: Nothobranchius furzeri (turquoise killifish)
Lineage: Eukaryota; Metazoa; Chordata; Actinopteri; Cyprinodontiformes; Nothobranchiidae
Source: RefSeq, a predicted model, not a curated record
AACGAUCCGAAAAUAAACGAACGAGGAUUUAAACGUCACAAAAAGUUAGUUAGUUCCGCUGCGUCACUAAUGACACGUAUUCAAAAUGGCGGCCGCGGCUAUGGAGACGAGGUGGGCCCUGCUGCUGCUGCUGCUGCUUCCUGGGGUUCGGACCUUCUAUGUUCCUGGAGUUGCUCCUCAGGACUUUCAUGAGGGUGAUAAAGUAGAAAUUAAGGCUGUGAAGCUGACGAGCUCCCGUACACAGCUACCUUACGAGUACUACUCACUGCCUUUCUGUAAGCCAGACUCCGUUCAGUACAAAGCAGAAAACCUGGGUGAGGUGUUGCGUGGGGACCGUAUAGUAAACACCCUUUAUGGUGUCCAGAUGAGCAAAGACAAGAAGUGUGAGAUUGUGUGCAACAGAAAAAAGCUCCGAGUGGAGGAGAGCAAACUGAUAGCAGAGCGAAUCCAGGAAGAGUAUUAUAUUCACCUGAUUGCAGACAACCUCCCGGUGGCCACCAGGUUGGAUCUUUACCCCAACAGAGAAGCAGGGGAGGAGGAGCAGAGGAAGGACUUGAUGAAGGAUGACCAGUUUGACUUUGAACAUGGCUACAGACUGGGCUUCAUCGACAACAAUAAGUUCUACCUUCACAACCACCUGUCCUUCAUCCUGCACUUUCACAGGGAAAAGAUGGAGGAGGAAAAGGUUCACAACUACAGAGUGGUCCGCUUUGAGGUUGUGCCUCAGAGCGUGAGAGUAGAAGACCUCAAGGCUGCUGAAACCGAGAAAACCUGCACCUUGCCCGAGGCCAGCAGCUCUGCGCCCCUGGAGAUCGAUCCAACCAAAGAGAACGAGAUCCUCUUCACCUACUCGGUCCACUGGGAGGAGAGUGACGUGAAGUGGGCGUCUCGCUGGGACACGUACCUGACUAUGCGCGAUGUCCAGAUCCACUGGUUCUCCAUCGUCAACUCUGUGGUGGUCGUCUUCUUCCUGUCUGGCAUCCUGAGUAUGAUCAUCAUCAGGACCUUGAGGAAGGACAUCGCCAACUACAACAGAGAAGACGACAUCGAGGACACGAUGGAGGAGUCGGGAUGGAAGAACGUCCAUGGAGACGUGUUCAGACCACCUCAGUAUCCUAUGGUCCUCAGCUCUCUGCUGGGCUCUGGGAUCCAGCUGUUCUGCAUGGUUCUCAUCGUCAUCUUUGUUGCCAUGUUGGGGAUGUUGUCUCCGUCCAGCCGAGGAGCCCUGAUGACCACGGCGUGUUUCCUCUUCAUGUUUAUGGGGGUGUUUGGAGGUUUCUUUGCCGGCAGACUCUAUCGAACGCUGAAGGGUCACCGCUGGAGGAAAGGAGCCUUCUGUACAGCGACUCUGUAUCCUGGAGUGGUGUUUGGAAUCUGCUUCAUCCUGAACUGUUUCAUUUGGGGUGAACACUCCUCUGGAGCGGUUCCCUUCACCACCAUGCUGGCCCUGCUGUGCAUGUGGUUCGGGAUCUCCAUGCCGUUGGUCUACCUGGGAUAUUACUUUGGUUUCCGUAAGCAGCCGUACGACAACCCGGUCCGCACCAACCAGAUCCCUCGGCAGGUUCCAGAGCAGCGCUGGUACAUGAACAAGUUUGUGGGGAUCCUCAUGGCUGGGAUCCUUCCCUUUGGCGCCAUGUUCAUUGAACUCUUCUUCAUUUUCAGUGCCAUCUGGGAGAAUCAGUUCUAUUACCUGUUCGGUUUCCUGUUCCUGGUUUUCAUCAUCCUGGUGGUGUCCUGCUCCCAGAUCAGCAUUGUGAUGGUUUAUUUCCAGCUCUGUGCAGAGGACUACCGCUGGUGGUGGAGAACCUUCCUGGUGUCAGGAGGCUCUGCCUUCUACGUUCUUAUUUACGCUGUCUUCUACUUUAUCAACAAGCUGGACAUCGUGGAGUUCAUCCCCUCCCUCCUGUACUUCGGUUACACCACGCUGAUGGUUCUGACCUUCUGGCUGCUCACGGGAACCAUCGGGUUCUACGCCGCCUACAUGUUCAUCAGAAAAAUAUACGCCGCGGUCAAGAUCGACUGAUGCUGCUGCCGCUCCCAGUUGUCCUGUUUCUUCUCACUUUUUUUUUUGAAUCUGUAUUUUUUACUCUCUUUUUGUGUCCCACAAGCACGGACUUGUGCAGCAGGAACGGACUUGUGCAGCAGGAACGGACUUGUGCAGCAGGAACGGACUUGUGCAGCAGGAACGGACUUGUGCAGCAGGAACGGACUUGUGCAGCAGGAACGGACUUGUGCAGCAGGAACGGACUUGUGCAGCAGGAACGGACUUGUGCAGCAGGAACGGACUUGUGCAGCAGGAACGGGGCUUGUGUGGAGGUGCAAGACCACCACCUUCUGGCCACAUGCAGAUUUUCACCUGCUGUUUCUCCCUCCGUCUUUUCCUUUCAUCAGCUCGGAGACCGGGGGGGUCGGUCACCUGCUGGGACAGUUCUGGUCUUCUGCCCCCCCCCCCCCCACACACACACACACUCAGCGGGGCCAAGGCUUGUCAGACGGCUGUUUCUGCACAUUUUCUCUCGUGUCUAACUGAUGUAGCUGUUACUGCAUCGUUCUGUGUGACUCUGUUUGGUUUGUGACCAGGAAGCCGUUUUCUUCUAACUUCCUGUUUCCGAUGGUGUCUUCACUCUUGGUUUGGGUUCAGUCUUCACCGAUGACCUUCUGUUGACCUGAUGGAGAUUAUGCUGGGAACUUUUACAUAGUACCCAAAAAGGAUUCAUGAAUUUAGUUCGUUUUUUUAUCAUAGCUCCUGUGCCCUGAUGUGACCCCCCCCCCCCCCCCCCCCCCCCCCCAACAGACUAAAAUAUUCUCCUCCAAACGUCCGUUUGCUCUAGCGGGACCGGAUCUCGACCCAGUGGACACGAUGAGAGACCUGCAGCUGGGCCAAGCCACCGCCUGCAGAACUCUGGAGGCUGAAAGGUUUCUGUGGGCUGGGUUGGGGUCUGGAACGUCUCCACGGCUGUUUGCACACAUGAGCCCAGCGUGUGGACUCCUAGCAUGCACCAGGCUUCUGCAUGUGUGACGACGUCCUCCAACUGUCCCCACUUUCAGAGCUUUGCCCGCUUUUCCUUCAGGAACUUUACUGAAUUGAAUCCAGUUACUACGACUUGUGCCGUGCCCAUUUUUGAUGACUAGUGUAAUCUUUAACACUUUUGAUAAAAAUCUUGAAUGUAUGAAUGGUUUGUAGCUCUAAACAACCACAGUCUGGAAAACCCGUAUAGCUAAGUAAGCUAGUGGCAUUGGGGCAGUUUCUCCACACCGGCUGUUUAAAGGUGCGACAUGAAUGAUAAAAGCCUAAACUCUGAUCUGAUUGGCUGAUUCCCUAACGAACAGACCAGCCCUCAAUGUGCUAAACUAGGCUAGCAGCUUUGAGAAGCGUGCUUUUAUUUCGACGUUCAUCUCUAGGGACCUGUCAGCAGGGUUUCAGAGCAUUCACCUAUGACAGCUGGCUUUGUCUGGUGUUUGCACAUUAGCUGGAGCAUUUGGGUCCAAACAUCUCCAUUAUAAGCACUCGGACAAGCCCGGUCUGGUUCUGAUAACUGGGUCGGUUCUAGGACGUUGUGGCGGUUGAGACUGACAGACAGAAUGUUGGGUAUCACGCUCCUGUUCGAUGUAGGGUUUAAAGAAGUGCUUUACUGGAUUUGUGGUGGGCAGCACCGAGGGAAGGGCCAUCCAGCUGCUGCGGUCUGGAGAGGCCGGAUCUGUGUACAUUUGAGGUUUUCCAUGUAAAUAACCGAAACAGCUUUGUAUUUGUUGCGUUUUGCUGUUUGUGGCGCGCUCUGUAAUGAUUCCUGUCAUUGUCCUAGCCAAAAGCAUGAAGCUCACGAGGACCUUCAGGGCAAGUUUUUCAUCUUUUGUUUGACGGAUGCUCUCCAGUUACCUGAUGUACAAAGACAAAACAAUAAAGUGAUGAAGGUG